AUGCGCACCCGCGUGCUGACCAUCGACGCUGCGUGCUCGGCCUUCGUCGGACUGCUCCUGUUCUUCGCUCCGCAUGUAGUUGCAGAUUUUCUAUUCAAACGACAAUCAGACGGUGUUCACUGGCAUUUGGUGCGAUGUGUAGGCGGUCAGUUAAUCGCAGCCGCGUUUAUUUCAUUUCGUUUCCGCAAAGCGGAACCCGCCACUCAUACAGUAUGUCACAUUCUGCGAAUCAUGCCAUGUAUAAUUUGUCUCAUGCUUGUGUUUCAAUGUGGUUCGAUGACACCUGGACUCAUCGAACCAGCAUAUCUUGAAUUCAUGAAGUACUUCCUUUUUGUUGGUUUAUUGGUGAACAUAGUGUUGCUCAUUUCAUCUGGCUGGAAGAUCGGUACGGCACUGGUCCCUGGAAACGAAGUAGGGAACUGUUUAUACCAGCUCGACGCUGUGGCGUCCAUUUGCAUUGGAGCUGCCUGGCUAACGUUUCCGAAGUGGUUGCUGCACAGGCAGGUUGUGGUCCCAUUAGAUGAAUCUCACGAACUUUGCGGACGGAUAAUGGGCGCUCUUUUUGUGACAUCGUACGCUGUGUCUGCUCAUGCACUUCACUGGACAAAUAGGGCGAAUAAGAUGACUGCAGUUGAGGGCCGAGUAAUCUGUUGUCUUUGCAUACUCUCGGCUCAAGUCUGGUCACAAAUCGCCUACUUGGAUGCAUGGUCUGGAGGUCACUGGGUAGGCAUUAGCCUAUUCUCGACGUGGACCAUAGUUUCAGUGCUUUAUCGCGCAGCUCUUUACUUACAAAUCGAAGUGAAGACCGCCGAAGCUUGGUGGAAGAAUCCUGAGGAACUCCUCACGCGGUUUUUUGCCAUGGAACGUUUUGUGAUUUCUCCAAUUAUAUUAUACUUAGAAUUUCUGCCAUUACAUGGUGCAAGCAAUGUGCACACAUCGAAAAGGAAGUACUUCUCUUGGCACAUGUCGCGCUCGGAUCACAACUUCACAGAACACAUCACCAGGAGUCAUCUGCAGCUGGUGAUCGAACCAGUGACCGAGGAACACCUCGGCACCAUUGCAGUGGUGUGCUGGCACUGCGACCAUCCGCUCAUGACGACGAUUGAGCUCCGUGUACGUGUCCCGGUUCGUGCUCGUCUAGAAGAACGAGAUGAUUCCCUCUUGGUAAUAGUGUCUGGAUGGCCAAUUUCAUCAAUUAAUCUCACCAUUGGAAGAAGUGGUGAGACUGAAACACGGAAUUUGUCCGAAGAUAAUGCGGUCACAUUUUUCGAUGGACUCGUUGUGCGACCAGAUGAAGGACAAUCUCUUUUCUAUCGACGAGUGUUCUCAGUGUUUGCUCUCGCUUGUUCGACAUGUCCAGUCGAUCAUCCAGCCGGGAAUUAUUCGUUCGAGAUUUGCUCUACAGUUAACUGCUUCCGACUCCACAAUUAUAUUGAACACAUUGGAAACCAUUCAAAUGCCGGUGCUAACUCCUCUGUUCCAUGGUCGAUGGCACUGCCACUUAUAAUAAUAUUUUUGCUUACCCCGUUGCUGCUGAUGUUUCUGUUACGGCUUAAAAUGAUGCAGAAUUGUCGAGCAAAGGUAAUCCUGAUGCGAAAACAAGCAAUGCAAGAUCGCGUUGAGUCACGUCGAACUAGCCGUGUUACGGAGGAAACUCUGCUGAGAUUAGAAGAACGCUCCUCAUUAUCAUCGUCUGACUAUUCUGGACAGUUGAUACCAUUUAUUGACUUAGGAACAAUUCAAAUACAUGAACGUAUCGGGAAGGGUGCAUUCGGCGAAGUGUAUUGCGGAUCAUGGGAUAAAACCGGUGAACGUUCAGUUGCCAUCAAAACAAUUGAAGCAGACGAAGAUGUAGAGAAAGAGGCCGUAGUUCUCUCUCGACUUGAGCAUCCGAACAUCGUGCGACUUUAUGGAAUGACAAGAGACGGUCCUCGCCUGCUGUUAGUCUUCGAACGGAUGAAUCUAGGUGAUCUGCGGUCAUAUCUUCGAGCACGAGCCCCAACUUCCUCCAGUUACUCUCAGUUCCCGCCAGCACUGGUAGAAGAUGAGCUCAGGCUCAUUGUACGACAGAUAGUUUCCGGAUUGUGUUACUUAAGUACACAACAGAUCGUCCAUCGGGACUUAGCAGCACGAAACUGCUUAGUAGGCGGCGAAAGCGACUUACGUUGUUGUUUACCAUCUCAAAGGCCUCCAAUUACUGUUAAGAUCUCUGACUUUGGGAUGUCCAGGCGGUUAUAUGGGCAGGCUGACUAUUACAGGAUGCAAAACCACUGCCUAUUGCCGGUUCGCUGGCUUCCACCAGAAGCGAUCAACGACCACAGAUUUAGUACUAGUAGCGAUGUGUGGGCUUUGGGGGUCACAAUGUGGGAAGUAUUCAGCUAUGGUGAAAUACCUUUUGCAGAGUUGAAUAACUUUGAGAUGGUCUCCUACGCCAUGGCAGGAAUGCGACCACCAAAACCGAAAUCAUGUCCAGCACCCAUUUACGAAUUAAUGCAACGGUGUUGGGCCGCAGAUCCAGAAGAACGCGUUCGACCUGAGGAAGUGCUACUCGAUCCGUGCCUCACGCCUACUCUUGAAGGAUUUAUCGGUGCCUUUCCUACGUAG
Necator americanus (New World hookworm) is the source of this 2604-nucleotide messenger RNA. RefSeq lists its product as uncharacterized. The record is from RefSeq and is a predicted model, not a curated record. Gene Ontology annotation, cellular component: plasma membrane; signaling receptor complex. Gene Ontology annotation, biological process: multicellular organism development; positive regulation of phosphatidylinositol 3-kinase/protein kinase B signal transduction; positive regulation of kinase activity. The transcript has 22 exons. Bases 1 to 2604 code for a protein of 867 amino acids. Gene Ontology annotation, molecular function: transmembrane receptor protein tyrosine kinase activity; ATP binding. Lineage: Eukaryota; Metazoa; Nematoda; Chromadorea; Rhabditida; Ancylostomatidae.